Messenger RNA from Arabidopsis thaliana (thale cress), 1703 nucleotides. RefSeq names its product import inner membrane translocase subunit (gene SD3). The coding region runs from base 75 to 884 and encodes 269 amino acids. Gene Ontology annotation, cellular component: mitochondrion; TIM23 mitochondrial import inner membrane translocase complex; mitochondrial inner membrane. The transcript has 8 exons. Gene Ontology annotation, biological process: protein import into mitochondrial matrix. The record is from RefSeq and is marked reviewed. NCBI's taxonomy places the organism in Eukaryota, Viridiplantae, Streptophyta, Magnoliopsida, Brassicales, Brassicaceae.
GCUCAUUCAACCUCGCUCGUCGUCGUCGUCGUCUCCACUUCGAUUUUUCAAUCAGUAAUAUUGGUGGUUCAGAGAUGAUGAUGAUGAAUCUUUUAAGGAGAUCAGCGAUAGCCAUCGGCCGCCAAUCAAAAUCGAAACUGGCGUCGUUUUCCUCCGCUACACAACCUUGUUCCGGAAUCCCAAAAUCGUCCAAGAGGGUUUUUAGCAACUCAUUUCUUUCAAAGGACUCUACUGGAGCUAAUGGACUAUUGUUUCGCUUCCGAAACCCGCAAGCAAGUAUAUGUACGGAAGCUCGUCCAAAGAACAUCAACUCAUCUUACUUUACCAGAUCUUUUGCAUCAAGAACUUCAAAAGAACCUGGGAAUCAGCAGAAUAAGGCUAAGAAAGAGGUGACGACUGUGGAGGAUCCUUUUGAUUCUCCUACAUACCACAUCCCGGAGAAGCCGGUGACCUUUACAGAAGGUGCGUCCUACAGUCUUGUUAUUCUGGCUGGGCUUGGUGUCGCUGGAGCUGCUGGCUACGGUGUGUUUAAAGAGCUCAUUUUUCAACCAAAAGAGUACAAGGUCUUUGACAAAGCCUUGAAGAGAAUUCAAGAUGAUGGUCAGGUGAGGGUUAGGAUUGGAUCCCCCAUCAAAGGCUAUGGACAAGAAACUAGAAACCGAGCUGCUCGUCAACGUAUACCCAACAGAGUAUUUACAGAUGAAGACGGAGUGGAGCAUGUUGAGGUAAACUUCUACAUCCGUGGGCCUCAAGGAGCAGGGAAAGUGUACACGGAGAUGUUUAAAGACAAGGCAGAGAAGGAAUGGAAAUACACGUACCUGAUCGUAGAGAUUUUAACACCUUCCCCAGCCAAAUUGAUGCUGGAGUCUUAUUUGCCUGCCUAAAGCACUCGUAUUUAUGACUCAGCAGAUCCGGAAAACAUUCAGAAACGGCUUAGAUUGUUUUAGUUGGGGUGUUGGAGAAAAGAGAGAGAAUUGUGUUACACAUGAGCUGUAGGAAUGACUUCUUAUCAAGCAACUGUUUGCUAAUUGAAAAACAAGUCUAAACUGUGUUUAUGAUCCUCUUGGGGAUGUCUAGGAUUUUGAACCGAAUUCAAGUUUGAGGCUUGAUAAUAUUUUUAUGCGUAAACAUGAAACAGAGACAUGGAGAAUGCAUAUAUCAUGAAGCAUCAAGUAUACAAUAGAGGCAAUCAUGGAUCAAACGGUGUUUAUGGUAUCAGUAAGACAGCGGAGAAUGCAACCGGGACCAACUCUCUCUCUGAGUUUCCCCGAGCCAUCAAGGCUACAAACAUCUCGACUACAAGGGCCAAUCAAAUUACAUAAUCACGGAAAAAACAAGGAUAGAUACAAGCAAACCUAACACUCGAGCAAUAAUUUGAGUAAUAGAAACAAGAAACCAGAAAUCGAAACGAAACGGAACGAAACACAAGAUUUCCUAAUUAAUCUUGUGUUUAAUUAAGAAAAGAAAACACAAAAAAGUUGAAAGGUUUAGUGGUGCAUCCACGUAGCAAGACAUUUUAGGUGUACGUCGACCAUAUUGUUGGCCGUUUAUAGAGCAUCAUCCACUCUCCUCGACGAGCAAGAUCAUGCCGCCUCUGGAUUCUUCUCAUUCAUCGGUGUUCCUGCGAUCCCCUCCGUAGCACCCUCCGCCUCCUCAGCGCCUUCCCCGUGUAAAUUACCGUUCUGCAUGUUUAGAAAUUUGAC